This is a messenger RNA of Rotaria sordida, 456 nucleotides long. NCBI's taxonomy places the organism in Eukaryota, Metazoa, Rotifera, Eurotatoria, Philodinida, Philodinidae. The record is from the annotation of a GenBank genome assembly.
AUGCCAAGACGUGAAGCAAUUCGGACGUUACUAAAUCUGCAAGAUCCAACUAAUGCUACCAAACUUGGUGCUUGUCUUCCUACUCCUCCUCCUACUGAUUGUAGUGACAGUUGUAGUGGUAAUUGUGGUUGUAAUUGUGUUGGUCCUCCUGGUUGUGUUGAUGAAGAUCUCAUAUAUAUAAAUGAACGUUUACAAUUAAAAGUACAUAUGAAUCAUGAAGAUGCAUUAAAUUCAAUUAUCGAAUUAGAAAAUUAUUAUACGGGACUCAAAAAUAAUUUACAUGGUUCACCAUCAGAAAUGGUUGAUGAAGCCUGGCAUGCACAUAUAUUAAAUACGCUAAUGUACUUUCGUUUUUCUACGGCAGAAUUUGGUUCAUAUCUGCAUCAUAUACCAUUUUGGUCUGGUAUACCAUCACCUGGGUCACUUGGUCUAGUACAACGUGUUGUUACAAAUUGA